CCCAAACAAACAAUCUUGGAAAUCCAUUAUUGACCAAUCAUCUUCCUCCAAACUUCCCCUAAAUAUCCAUAAAAUCCAUGUUCUUCACAACACCCCAUCCCUCCACCCUCCACUCCACCAUGCCUGCAACUCCUUUCCACUCUUCUCUCUGUUUCUCUUCUUCUCAGAAGCCUUCUUCUUCUUCUUCGCCCUCAAACUCACACCAACCAAACCCUUUCUUAUCAGCCAAACCCACAACCCUCUUCCACAAGCACCCUCUUCUUCACUCCACUCUCUCUUCCCAAAUCAAAGAAAAAAUCCUCUGCCUUGAAGUCAUGGGCGUCGACGCCGGCAAGGCCCUCUCUCUCAAUCCCUCUCUCCACUCUGCAACUCUUCAAUCCAUUCAUUCUGUCAUCUCCUUCCUCCAAUCCAAAGGCAUUCACCAAAAGGACUUCGCCAAGAUCUUUGGAAUGUGUCCUAAAGUCCUCACUUCUGAUGUCAAAACUGAUCUAAUCCCAGUUUUCACCUUCCUUUCUGAAGAUCUUAAAGUCCCAGAUCAGAAUUUCAGAAGGGCUAUCAACAAAUGCCCUAGGUUGCUUGCUUCCAGUGCCAAAGAUCAGCUGAAACCUACUCUGUUUUACCUUCAAAGACUUGGGCUGAAGGAUUUGGAGGCCUUGGCUUACCAUGAUCCUGUGUUGCUGGUUUCUAGUGUGGAGAAGACCUUGAUUCCUAAGCUGAAAUAUUUGGGGAGUUUGGGGUUUUCUAAGAGUGCCAUUGUGGGGAUGGUUUUGAGAUGUCCAGCACUGCUUACUUUCAGCAUUGAAAAUAACUUCAAGCCGAAGUUUGAGUACUUUUCUGGUGAGAUGCAUAGAAAAUUGGAGGAGCUUGAGGGUUUUCCUCAGUAUUUUUCGUUUAGCUUGGAGAAGAGGAUAAAGCCUAGGUAUGUGGAGACUGAGCAGAGUGGGAAGGAUGUGUCUUUGUCACUUAUGCUCAAAUCCACAGAUGAUGAGUUUAGAGAGUUGUUAAGAGAAGGGGCUUAGAAACAGAGGGGCUUGAAUCCCUAGUUCUUCAUCAUGAUAUAGGUUUUUUGGGUCUGGGUUUCAUACUCAUAAUCCUCCAAAAUUUGAUGAUAAUCAUCACUUAUCACAUCAAUCUUUCAUGUUCUCAUCUUUCCAGCAAUGAAUUCACUGUAUAAACCAGAGUUUUCCAAAUUUUGAUCAACAUUUUUCAA
Cucurbita maxima (winter squash) is the source of this 1210-nucleotide messenger RNA. Its product is annotated as transcription termination factor MTEF1, chloroplastic-like. Lineage: Eukaryota; Viridiplantae; Streptophyta; Magnoliopsida; Cucurbitales; Cucurbitaceae. Gene Ontology annotation, molecular function: double-stranded DNA binding. The transcript has a single exon. The coding region runs from base 78 to 1019 and encodes 313 amino acids. The record is from RefSeq and is a predicted model, not a curated record. Gene Ontology annotation, biological process: regulation of DNA-templated transcription.